CAUGGCACUGAUCCAAAUCGUCCAGAUACAUAUGGGAAUACCGCUCUACACUAUGCAGUCUACAAUGAAGAUAAAUUAAUGGCCAAAACACUGCUUUUAUACAGUGCUGACAUUGAAUCAAAAAACAAGGGUGGCCUCACACCACUUUUGCUUGCUGUACAUGGACAAAAACAGCGAAUGGUGAAAUUUUUAAUCAAGAAAAAAGCUAAUUUAAAUGUGCUUGAUAGGUUUGGAAGAACUGCCCUCAUACUUGCUGUACGUUGUGGAUCAGCAAGUAUACUUAGCCUUCUACUUCAGCAAAAUAUUGAUGUAUUUUCUCAAGAUGUAUUUGGACAAACUGCUGAAGAUUAUGCGGUUUCUAGUCAUCAUAAUAUAAUUUGCCAAUUACUUUCAGACUACAAAGAAAACCAUAUGCCAAAAAACUCUUCUGGAAAUAGCAAUCCAGAACAAGACUUAAAGCUGACAUCAGAGGAAGAGCCACAAAGGCUUAAAGGAAGUGAAAAUAGCCAGCAUGAGGCAAAUUUUAUUUUUUUUAUUUUUAUGUUUUUAUUAUUAUACUAUUCUGCUAGCCUAUCAAAAAUCCAGGAUGCAGUUAUUUCAGAUGAACACUUACUAGAACUCAAAAAUAGCCACUACGAGCAACUUACAGUAGAAAUUGAACAAAUGGAAAAUACGGUUCAUGUACUACAAAAGGAGCUACCUGAGGCAAAAGAAACACAAUUACAGUUAGCGCAUCAGAAAGGUGAAUGGGAGCAAGAACGCUACAGUUUGAGUGAAGAACAAAAUGAUAUCCAGAAGCAACUUUCUGAAGAACAGAAUGCUAGAAUGUUACAAGAUGAUAUUCUGACUAAUAAACAAAAGCAGAUAGAAGUGGCCGAAAAGAAAAUGAAUUCUGAGAUUUCUCUUAGCCAUAAGGAAGAAAAAGAACUCUUGCAUGAAAAUAGCAUGUUGCAGGAAGAAAUUGCCAUGCUAAGACUAGAACUAGACACAGUAAAACAUCAGAACUGGCUAAGGGAAAAGAAAUAUCUGGAGGACAUUAAAAGUGUGAAAGAAAAGAAGGAUAAUCUUCUAAAGGCUAUACAAUUGCACGAGGAAGCAUUAACAAAAGCAGUAGUUCAGUACAGUGGGCAGCUUAGCAUUUUGACAACUGAGAAUAAAAUGCUCAGUUCUGAACUGCAGAAUGUAAGACACAACAAUGAAACACUGGAAAUGGAAAUUCGAUUAUGUCAUUUUAGACUGGCUACUGCUCUACAUGAUUGUGAUCAAAGUCAGAUAGCAGAAAGAGAUUUCUUUCCAGAGAACAAGACAUGA
Messenger RNA from Nomascus leucogenys (northern white-cheeked gibbon), 1311 nucleotides. Its product is annotated as POTE ankyrin domain family member D. The record is from RefSeq and is a predicted model, not a curated record. The annotation marks the transcript as partial. Gene Ontology annotation, molecular function: protein binding. NCBI's taxonomy places the organism in Eukaryota, Metazoa, Chordata, Mammalia, Primates, Hylobatidae. The transcript is spliced from 8 exons.